Molecule: messenger RNA, 2093 nt
Organism: Papilio polytes (common Mormon)
Lineage: Eukaryota; Metazoa; Arthropoda; Insecta; Lepidoptera; Papilionidae
Product: facilitated trehalose transporter Tret1-2 homolog
Exons: 5
Coding region: 468-1961 (497 amino acids)
Biological process (GO): transmembrane transport
Cellular component (GO): membrane
Molecular function (GO): transmembrane transporter activity
Source: RefSeq, a predicted model, not a curated record
UAUAUCGGCAUACUAAAGUCACAUUGUAUUACAAUAAAUAAUGUCUUUGGCCGCUACGUUCCGAUGCACGCAUACAAACGAAGCGUACAGAAAGUUAUGACAAACAAUAGUGCGUUUAUAAAAUAAGCGGCGUCGACGAAAAACGGCUUCAGUUGAUUGCAGAAUAUCGCAAGGUCAAGAGCAAAGGCUCUCGGCAGUCUGCCGCGGAUCCUGACGCCGAUGUGACUUUUGCCUCGGAUCAUCAGAAAAAAAAAAUUGUCUAUUGACAAAUGUCAAAAUUGGCGCGAGAAGUGUUUUGAAUUUCGUAAUUGUGUUUAAUUACAUUUAUUUUUUUUGUGAAAUCAUUUAAAAAAUACAAUUAAAUAUUUAUAAUUUUAUGUUAUGUGUUUGUAAAUAAUUGAAGGACCAAGGGAAAUAUAAUCGAGAGGUUUGCUGCCGCGCGAGUAGGUCAGCGGCGCGCUCGAAACAUGCUUUCCACAAUCAAGGGUUUCUGGAAGGUGUGCCGAUAUGGAGAUCUCUACAUGGUGUUGGCGGCGCUGGCCGCGCAGUCUAUCAACAUAUCCGUGGGCUUCUGUCAAGGGUUCUCCGCUGUGCUUUUACCGCAGUACACACACGAACAUCCCAAUAUCACAUACGAGCAGAGCUCAUGGAUUGCGAGUUUGGGUGUGAUCUCGAACCCGGUGGGCGCGCUGCUGGGCGGCAUGAUGGUGGACGCGCUAGGCCGGCGGCUGCUGCUGCAGUCCAUCGUGCUGCCCAACCUGCUGGGCUGGCUCGUCAUCGCCUUCUCCGAAACAUACCUCUUUCUCUGCGUCGGGAGAUUCAUCACAGGAUUCACUAUUGGUAUGUCAACGGUUUCCUACAUUUACGUAGCGGAAAUAACAACACCAGAGAAACGCGGCGUGCUGAGCGCGCUCGGCUCCGGCCUCGUGUCCACUGGAAUCUUCGUCGUCUACUCGCUGGGAGCCUUCAUCCACUGGAGAAAGGUGGCAGCCAUCUGCGCCGGCUUCUCCCUCCUCACACCGUUCCUCAUGUACUUUGUUCCCGAGUCCCCUCUCUGGUUAGCAUCCAAGGGCCAAAUGAAGGAAGCCUACACCGCUCUAUUCUGGCUGCGACAGAACAACAGCACGGCUCAACAGGAGCUAAUGGAGUUCACGAAAGACCGAAAGACCAGUGAGAAUAUGACUUUAAAACAGAAGCUCGGUCUAUUCAAGAGGAAAAAUGUGUUAAAGCCUUUCGCUUUGUUGAUCGUUUUCUUUAUAUUCCAAGAGAUGUCGGGGAUUUAUGUGAUAUUGUACUACGCGGUGGAUUUCUUCAAGUCAGUCGGUACAAGUGUUAACGAGUUCACAGCUUCCAUCAUUGUGGGAGGUGUGAGGAUGUUUAUGGGUGCGGUUGGAGCUUGUUUGAUAAACAGUUUCAGACGAAAGACUUUAGCGGCCGCUUCUGGUCUUUUACUUGGUAUGACGAUGCUGGGUGCCGCUGUUUGCGACAGCCUCGAUGGCCCUCCAUUGUUAAAGUUAGCUUGUGUCCUUCUGCAUGUGUCUUUUAGUAUGGUAGGCUUCUUGCAAUUACCUUGGAUAAUGUCAGGGGAAUUAUACCCUCAAGAUAUAAGAGGUAUUAUGUCAGGAGCUACGUCUUGUUGCGCGUAUGUGCUUAUAUUCUUCAAUAUAAAAACUUACCCUCAAUUAGAAUAUUACAUAACGAGUAACGGCACUUUAUAUUUGUUUGGUGUUUGCGCGUUAUUUGGCGCCGCUUACUGUUUACUCUGUCUUCCGGAGACGAAGGGAAAGACUCUAUCAGAGAUUAUGAGACAGUUUGAAGAGAAGGUGGACCCUGAGGUGUGUUGUGAGAAGGGUGUGGCUCAGCGGCGGCACAGCGCGGACGCGGCGGUGUCAUUGGACAAGGGCCAUGUGUUUGCGCCGCGCUGGACACAGAAGGAGCCGGCAGAGAUAGUACAUGAAUAACGUUCCUACAGAUUUAAACUUUAUCCCGUCUGCUUAAAGAUGAAAGUUGUAUAGAAAUUUUCAUGCAACUUUAGACUUUGUUGUUUUAAUAUGAAAGUGCUUUGGCAUUUUUUUAGUUUACUUAUAGUUUUA